This is a messenger RNA of Pseudovirgaria hyperparasitica, 1741 nucleotides long. RefSeq names its product cation efflux family protein-like protein. Gene Ontology annotation, molecular function: monoatomic cation transmembrane transporter activity. The coding region runs from base 187 to 1635 and encodes 482 amino acids. Gene Ontology annotation, biological process: transmembrane transport; monoatomic cation transport. Lineage: Eukaryota; Fungi; Ascomycota; Dothideomycetes; Acrospermales; Acrospermaceae. The transcript is spliced from 2 exons. Gene Ontology annotation, cellular component: membrane. The record is from RefSeq and is a predicted model, not a curated record.
CCAUGGAUUCUGCCCUAGCCAAGAACGAGGGAAGCUGGAGACAUCGAAGUUGACAUUAAUGAUUGACGUCGACAUUCAAUACUAAGCGGCUUCACAGAAUAUACACGCCAGAACCAGUCUUCAAUGCACUCAAUCCUGAAUUCACAUCCUAGUAAACCAUAGGUCCAGGAUACUCGACGGGCCGCCAUGGCGUCCAACAUGCCUGUCCCCUUACCUCCACGGACCCCUACUCCACCACCAGACGAACAGCAACCGAUAGGACUGGGACUCGACAAGUUAUAUGAAGACCAAUCCUCACCGACAAAGCUGGGUUAUGGUCUCGAUAGUCUCUCACCACUGUCAGAGAACUUUUCUACAUCGCAAUUUGCCUCGCUGGCACCCUCCUCGAGCGCAUCCCCUCGCAGUGCUAUAAUUCCUGGCUCUGCAGCGCCAUACACUCCAUACACCCCAAUGUCAGCGACAAGUGAAGAUACAGAGCCCGUACAGAAUCCGUUCAAUUUCCAGACCGUUACAUACACUGCAAGCAAAGCUCCCCCGAGUUCGAAAUCAGACAUCGGACGUCGCCGUGGCCACAAAUAUAAACACUCCUCUGUCUCCCACCAAAUCUUCCUCGAACCACCGCCCAACCGCGCACCUCUCCAACUCCCCGCUUCCCUUCCGAUUCCCACAUGGCGCGAAUACUGGUCCAGCAUGUCGCAUGACCAAGCUUUGCGUGGCGCAUGGUGUUUCUGUCACCUCACAACCAGCGGCUUUGUCUUCUGGGGCGCUCAUGAAUCCCUCGCACUGACUGUGCUCUCACGUCUCUUAUUCUUCGACGCCCUUGGUGCGUUCUUAUGCGUAGCCGUCGACGUCGGCGGCAACUUCGAGGCCUGGAUGCGCAGCAGUAUUCGCCACCCGUUCGGCUUCGAGCGCGCAGAGGUUGUCGCGGGACUAGGCAUGAGCGUGGGACUGCUGUUCAUGGGCCUAGACUUGAUAUCACAUUCGUUGACACAUGUUCUAGAGGACGCGGGCUCCCAUGCGCCACACCACUCGCACGGCGCGCGACCAGCGCAUGAGCGUGUGAGUCCCGGGAGCAUCGAUGUUUCGGCGCUCCUUGCGAUUGCAGUGACUCUGACGAGUGCCUUGGUGCUCAAGAACCAUGCACGUAUUGGCAGGGUCAUGCGCAUUGGGUAUUUUAGCAGCUUGCCUAGCAUCCUGUCGAAUCCGAGCCACUUCCUGACACUGAGUUGCUCUGCACUAUUACUACUGCUGCCAUUGAUGAGCAUACGCAUGUACGUGUGGCUAGACCGCAGUCUUGCGCUGGUCGUCGCCGUAAGCAUGAUUGUACUCGGCUGGCGCAUGGGCUGGCGAUUAGGCAAGAUGUUGAUGAUGAGCUAUGCAGGACCAGGGAUUAGUGAUGUGCUGUUUGAGAUCCAAUCGGAUCCGAGCGUGAGUGGAAUUGAGGAGGCGAAAUUUUGGCAGGUGCAUUAUGGCCUAUGCCAAGCCAAUCUGAAAUUGAAGGUCAGGGAUGUGGAAGAUGGAGUUCGACUCAGGGAGAGGAUCGCAAGUUUGGUGAGGAAUAAGCUGGGAGGUGGGUAUGGGAGUGGUGGCCAGAAGUGGGAGGUCAGUACACAGUUGAUGUUGGAAAAGGAUUGAGUAGGUGUAAAUAUAUAUUGUCGUCUGCAGACAUCUAAGCCACUCCCUUCGUCAAUACGCCGUUAACGUAAGAACAACUAAUCAGGUACGUCACUGGACGAGGGUG